Prosopis cineraria is the source of this 2078-nucleotide messenger RNA. RefSeq lists its product as uncharacterized. The record is from RefSeq and is a predicted model, not a curated record. NCBI's taxonomy places the organism in Eukaryota, Viridiplantae, Streptophyta, Magnoliopsida, Fabales, Fabaceae. Gene Ontology annotation, biological process: protein transport. The transcript is spliced from 5 exons. The coding region runs from base 347 to 1594 and encodes 415 amino acids.
AAUGAGGAAGAUACGUCGGUAUAACGUAUGUGAGAUAGCGGAACAUAACGAGUGCUAGAGAUUUCCAUGCACUUUCGUGGAAAAUGUGCAACAUAAUAGAUCUGGUCCAGCGCCCCAAACUUCUUCAACUAAACGCGUUUCAGAGCUCAGUCCCCAUUCGUCCCCUUCAUAUUCUUCUCUUCUAAGAAAGCCAUUUCAAUUCCAAUUUCCAAGUUCAAAUGCGUUGUUGAAAGUUUCCCAUAUAUAUUUCGUUCUCCUUCUCUCUAGCUCCUCCUCAAAAUCCUAGAGAGAGAGAGAGAGAAGCAAACCAGACCAGCCAAGGCCAUCCAAAAACAGAGCAGGUGCUAUGGGUAAGAAGCUUGAUGCUCUGUUUGGAAGGGCCUUCAAGGCUUCAAAAUUCAAGCCUCUCGUUAAUCUCGCCAUUUCCCGCCUCGCUGUCCUCAGGAACCAGCGUCAAGCUCGCUUCAAACAAGCCCGUUCUGAUGUGCUCGAGCUUCUGCAACUGGGUUACCAUGAACGUGCACUGCUUCGCGCCGAGCAUGUGAUCAGGGAGCAGAAUUUGUUGGAUGUGUAUGAUAAGCUUGAAGGGUACUUGAACCUCUUGGUCGAAAGGGUCCACCUCAUUGAGCAAGAAAGGGAAUGUCCAGAGGAACUGAAUGAGGCAGCAUCGGGUUUGGUAUAUGCGUCUUCAAGGUGUGGAGAAUUUCCAGAGCUUCAAGAGAUUCGUGCAGUGUUGACGACUCGAUUUGGUAAAGAGUUCGCUGCUCGCGCCAUUGAGCUGCGCAACAACUGUGGAGUUCACCGUCAGAUAAUACAGAAAUUGUCAACAAGGAUGCCAAGCCUGGAGAGCAGAAUGGAGGCACUCAGAGAAAUUGCUUCGGAGAAUAAUAUUGUUCUGCAGCUCGAAGAAGCCUCUUCUGGUGGUGAAGUUGAGGGACCAUUGGAUGUGAAAAAUGAAAACAAACCCAAGCCUGAAAGACGGGAAAAAGAGAAAAUCCAUAUUUCAAGUAAUGGAGGAAAAGAUGAUGAAUUUUCUGAUUCCCUCGAGACAAGGAAGAAGUAUAAGGAUGUGGCAGAUGCAGCACAGGCAGCUUUCGAGUCGGCAGCAUAUGCAGCAGCAGCUGCGAGAGCGGCUGUCGAGCUCUCGCGAUCUGAAUCGCAUGAUCCUCCUCCUCCUGAUGAUGACAACACUCUUGAUGAUGGUGGUAGUAACUCCAGGGAAGAAAAUAUGUCUCAAGUGGUAGAUAAGGAAAUCGUUGAAGAAAAUCAAGGUGAAGAGUUUAGCAAGAGUGACAAUGAAGAAGAUGCGAAAGAGGCUGCAGUGUCAGUGGUUGCAGAAGUAGAUGCUCAUCCUCUUAAAGAAGAACCAGUUUUUGAUGAGAGUGAGAAUGAAGCAGAUAGUGAACAUGAGGGCAAGCAAUCUUUAAAGCAGAUAUCUUCUAAGAGUCACGACGGUAUAGUGGCUGGUUCUGACCUUAAGGAUCCAAUCUUAAAGACAGACACAGGAUUCAAGAAUAACAACCCACAGUCUGUCAACUUGGAGAAGUUGAAGAAGCCAUUUUCGGUGAGGACCAAACGAGUUUUGGGUUUUUGAGUAAGGACGAGUGCAUGUAGUGUGUUUACUUUGCUUGUAGGAUAGAAUCUUGUGAGAAUAUUUUAAGUAGAUUCAAUUUGCGAAAUUAAACGGAGUAAGUUAAUUAUAAAGAGACAUGUAAAUAUCCCUAACAUAUUUACAUGUGUUCAUAUAAUUAACUUGGUCUGGUUUUCUUUCGUAGAUCUGUUUCUACUUAAAAAUCUCUCAAGUUUUGCCCAUAGAUUAGGCUGUGUGUUAAUUGUUUCAUCUGUUAAUUUUGUUUGCCAUCCAUUCCCAGAGAAUGCAAAAUUGAUUUGGAUACAAUGAGUGUAAGAAAUUGUUUACAUAAUUGAACUGUUGAAGGGAUAACUAUAUGGGAUCGUGCAAUUCAACAUAGUCCUCUGCAUUACUGUCUGAAGAGUUACUUUCUCUAGGCAAGGACAGGCAAAAGAAACUUGAUAAUGAUAAUGGGGAGAAAUUUCUGGGAAUGAAAAUUCGCUUUCAA